This is a messenger RNA of Oppiella nova, 2445 nucleotides long. The record is from the annotation of a GenBank genome assembly. Lineage: Eukaryota; Metazoa; Arthropoda; Arachnida; Sarcoptiformes; Oppiidae.
AUGUCUAAUGACGUUAACCGUAUAGACGAGUUUUCGAUAUAUUUUACGAAUAUUGUAACGACACCAGUGGUUACGGUAGUGGCAUCUUAUAUAAUCUGGAUGGAGAUUGGUUGGGCGUUGAUGUGCAGAGUGUUUGCAAAUAUCAGGUCCAAAACAGCUAUAUUAACGGAUAUCCGGCUCAAAUAUAUUAACGAAAUUAUAGCCGGUAUGCGUGUUAUCAAGAUCACCAAAUGGGAUCAAGACAUUCUAUACGACACUCUCGACAAUAUCUCUAUCCAGUUAAGGCCUGGAGAUCUCCUUGCGAUUAUAGGACCGGUAGGUUCAGGAAAGAGUUCAUUUCUAAUGGCACUACUCCGGGAGCUACCCGUGUUUAAAGGGAACAUACAUAUUACCGGCACCGUUAGCUAUGCAUCUCAGGAGUCAUGGAUUUUUAACGAUAAUAUUAUAAAUAACAUAUUGUUUGGCAUGAAUUACGACGAAUGUCGAUAUAAGCGUAUAAUAGAGGUGUGCGCUUUGGAAAAGGAUUUACAGGUACUACCAUUUGGCGAUAAAACGUUAGUGGGAGAGAAAGGGGUGCAAUUAUCAUGUGGUCAAAAGGCUAGGAUUAAUUUGGCAAGAGCUCUUUACAGGAAUACUGAUAUCGUACUAAUGGACGACCCGUUAAGCGCUGUGGACACCGCUGUAGCCGAAUGUAUAUUUGAUAAAUGUAUCAUGGAGUACUUAUUUAGCAAAAUUCGCAUUCUGGUCACCCAUCAAAUCCAAUUCGUACGUAAAGCCACGCAAAUACUGGUGCUCGAUAAGGGUCGGUGUAUUGGGCUGGGGACGUAUGACCAACUCCAGGCCCAGGGUUUAGAUUUUAUGCAAAUACUUCGGGAACGGGAGCACAAAAAUUAUGAACAGAAUUGGGAACAUGAGCUCAAUAAUAAGUUCAAUAUUGAUUGUAAAACUGAGCCAUGUAAUAAUCUAGACAGAAAUGGGCACCUACGUAAUUCGGUAGCCCUGUCUACCAUGCUCGAAACAGUAACCACCAAGUUACUUACGAGUAAUAACAACAAUAUUGCUAAACUUAAAUUAAUGGACGAACAUCGAGAAGUCGGUUCAAUUAAGGGUCAGGUGUACUGGGAGACCGACCAAAACCAAGUAUCUACCUACCAAAAUCAAGGUAGAAGCAAUGGCGAGCAGAAUCGGAGUAUUAUGAUAUACGCCGUACUUAUUGGGACGUUAUUUGUGGCGACCCUACUCCGGUCGACCACCUUAGCACCAAUGGCCGUGUUUGAUAAUAAUCCAGUUGCCCGGAGCCCAAUAUACUCGCACGUGAGCACCACCCUAAAUGGUAUUGCAAGUAUACGUGCAUACGGGGCUCAACAGGCUUUUGAAAAACAAUUGUACGUGUACCUUGAUGAUCACAGUGCCACGUGGUUCCUAUUUAUGUGCGCAUCGCGAUCACUGGGAAUGGUAUUGGACUGGCUGUGUAUCGCAUAUUUGGUGAUCAUUUCUGUGGUGUUAAUGUCAUUCCCUGAUAACUUAUCGGCUGGUGAUGCUGGGCUAGCAUUCUCAUCCGCACUGGCGCUCGUAUAUACGACACAAUGGGGUGUCCGACAGACUACGGAACUGGAGUCCCAAAUGACAUCCGUCGAGCGUAUCGUUGAGUACUCGAGACUACCACAGGAGGCGCCACUAAUCUCACCACAAAACGACCCCUACCUUAAACCACCCCCACCUGAUUGGCCACCGAAUGGGCAAAUAAUGUUUAAAAAUGUCAACCUACUCUACCAGACCUCAAAUACGCCUGUGCUAAAAAACAUGUCAUUCACAAUUAAGCCCGGUGAAAAAGUGGGUAUAGUGGGACGUACCGGUGCCGGUAAAUCGUCCCUCAUAUCAGCCCUGUUUCGUAUGACUGAACCCACAGGUAUGGUAGAGGUGGAUGGGGUCGACACGAAAAGUAUAGGUCUUAACGAAUUGCGUCGACGUAUUUCGAUUAUACCGCAGGAACCGGUAGUUUUCACGGGACCGAUACGUCGUAAUCUCGACCCGUUUGCCGAGUUUACCGACAGUCAGAUUUGGGAGGCCUUGGAUGAGACACAGUUAAGGCACACCGUGAAUGAGCUACCCGGCCAGUUGGAUGGUGAGCUUAUUGAAGGUGGGGUUAAUCUAAGUGUAGGCCAGAGGCAAUUGGUGUGUUUGGCCAGGGCGAUUUUAAGGGAUAAUAAGAUACUGGUGCUCGAUGAGGCUACGGCUAAUGUGGACUUACAUACCGAUGCACUCAUACAACAGACCAUAAGACAUAAGUUCGCAAACUGUACGGUACUUACGAUCGCACACAGACUUAACACGAUUAUUGAUUGCGACCGCGUUUUGAAGCAAAUGACUAUAAUUUAUCUUGGCACUUUCACGGCUCAGGUCUUGGACGCGGGUGAGAUCAUGGAGUUUGACGCGCCUUUUUAA